AUGAGGAACCGCAAUGAUGCUGCACCACUAUAUGGCUGGACGUUUCACCAAUCCCACGAUCAGGCAACCGUUCUGUUUCUCGUCCCCUACGCGGUCUCACCCGGCGACCUUGAUAUUCGUAUUGCCAGUGAUCACGUCUCGGCGUCCAUUCCCAACCAUCCGCCUAUUCUCCACGCCAAGCUGUACGGUCGCGUCAACACCGAAACCUCGACGUGGAGAAUAGCCGAUCGAGACCGUUCCCGCAAACGUCGCAGUCGAUCCUUCGUUCGUUCCUCUCAGCUCACCACAAGCCCUUCUGGGUCGGGCUCGGCCGACGUCUCCAACACGCAUGCUACACAGGCGCGGCCGCAUCACAGUCAAACCAUGGAAUCGUCUGAAAUCGUCUCGUCUGGUUCACAUGUCCGUGUCGAUUCGUCGCCCGCAUCCCAUUCCAGCCUGUCUGUUUCCGUGGUCUCGUUGCGCUCCGGCUCUAGCUACGAGGUCUUAUCCCAUUCAAACCCAUCAUUGCAGCCACUCAACUCGGCUGGUCCAUCUACCGAAUGGUCUAGCGGCUCCAGCGAUCGCGGCUCGUCCGACUCCGCCGACGCCAGUCUCAACCAGAGUAUCGUCUUGUCGGACCCGGGCGAUCUCUCCCGUGGCAACAUGGAAGCCGUUCCUCCGGUCCCUUCUGGGGGCAGCUCGCAUCUGAGAAGAUCACAGUCGAUAUCUGAUCUUGCCCCUUCUGCCUUUCCCGCACCAAGCAAACCAGCCGGCGUAUCUGAAGCGCCUCAGUAUGCACCUCCCAACGGACCGCCAGAGGUUCGCCUGGUGACUGUGCACCUCGACAAGAUUGAUGCUGGCAUUUGGCCCUUGUUGGUCGUGGGCCCCGCACCUUUGCAAAGUGGAGCUCUUUCCGCACGCUCUUUCCGACUAUUGCAAGCGGAUCUACCUCGAAAUGGAUACGUUACCGAGUCUUUUAUUCAAGACCGCAUCCUCCACCGUCGUGGCAUUCGACAAGAAAGACAACAGCGCAAUACUGCUCAGCUACAGCUCAAUCAGGCGCUCGAGGAAGCUCUCAGCGCCUUUGAAGGUGGUGAUCGUGUACUUGCCGCUAUUCGAAGUAGCAGCGAUACUUCCUCAUUUCUCGCCGACUCUCGCGCUCACUCUGAGGAAAAAGCCAGAACAAGCAUGGAUAGCGACGAUGACUAUGGGCCCAACACCAGUACGCUUAGUAUUAACACCAUAGGCAGCGACGAGAGCGCCACCGUUCUUGGCAGUCGAGUCGCCAGUCUCUCAGGAACGUCCAUGGGUCUCUACCACGCACAUGACACUGCUGCUAACACCAGACGGAACGAAGCAGUACGCGAAGAAGACGACGAUGAGGUGCUCGACGCGUGGAAAGAGCUCGAGGUGCAGGCGAGGUACAACAUGGAUCCCACUACCCUUUCGCUGAUCGGUUUACAAUUUGCAAAUAGCUACACUGCCCAACGAGCCUCGAGUCUGGCAUCUCAACUAGCAAGAAGCUCAUCAUCGGGCAUUCCGGAUGCCUUUGAGUAUUUCGCUCGAGCUUGGAGAGCUGCCGAUGUCAGUCUAGCCACCGAACGCCUCGUUCAGGACUUCUUGCCUCUACUUCCAUCCAGCCCCCAUGCUGCUGGGUCUCAAGAUCAGUCUACCCAGCAGGCUCGCUUUACCGAUUCACUCGACCCUACAUUAGCAAGCACCGUUGUUGCCUUGCCACCGACAACAGAGGUGAUUGCAGAUCCACUGCGUGAAGUAUUGCAUUCUCACACCUACAUGUCACAUCGUCAACGACUCGUUGCAUCGCUUGGUGGAUCCAAGGCGCUCGCACGCUUGUACGUGUCGUACGCGAAACUCCACCUUCCAUCUCUUGCUUCCCACCGCUCGCCCCUAGCGUUUCCUUACGGUCAGCUUACGAGCCCAUUUGUCAAUAGUGGACACGGAUCAAUCCCCCACUCUAGCAAUCUUAAAAGGGUCUCUGCUCGAAAGCCGACAUCUUCGACAUCCAGUCGCACUCCAAGCAUAGCCUCGUUGUCCUUCAAUGGUGCCGAAGGCGAUGGUGCUUCUCCUGCCAAGGGAACCCGCGCCCCCAAUUCACCCACCGUCGCCGAAGCGAGCAGGAUGGUGACGCUGGACUUUGCGGCCAGUCAUGGUGGUGCUGACCCACUUGACUUUUCCGAUUUCGUAAUCCAUACGGAUCACAGUACAGCGAGCCAGCCACCAGCCUUCUACUUCUUCCGCGAAGCUUGUCUUCUUGAUGGCGACGUGAUCGCUCAGAUCAGCCCAGACGAAUGGCGCGAAGCACUGACGCUGGCUGCUGAAUACGAACAUCGUCGCUUAGCUGAGCGCGAAGCGCUUGCACAGGCCGAAGAGAUGGGCAGCAUGGCUGGUGACAGUGAAAGCGGUGAACUCACCUUCGAAAGCGACAGUGAAGCCCAGAGACGUCGCGCGCAACGUCGCUCUAAGCUUCGUGCUGCCCAGUCGCUCUCCUCGUCGAACAGCGGUAGAGGUGGGCUGUUCAAUCUCGCUUGGCUCAAAGACGCUGAUACGCCCGAGUCAGGGCGCAAAUGCAGCGGCAAGACGCCACGCAGAGCGGAAAGGAACAAACGUCGCAAGGAGCGCACAGCGUCCAAGAGCAGUCGAGCUCAUGAAGAAGCAGGAGUGAUCAACUUUGUCAGCGGUGCAGCUUUGCUUGGAGUGGCUCUGGCUGGCAGUGUGGCCGCUUUGGGCUGGUGGAGACGUAGUUCAGCUGCACUGAAUUCGACCGCCUAG
Mycosarcoma maydis (corn smut) is the source of this 2769-nucleotide messenger RNA. RefSeq lists its product as uncharacterized. The record is from RefSeq and is a predicted model, not a curated record. The transcript has a single exon. NCBI's taxonomy places the organism in Eukaryota, Fungi, Basidiomycota, Ustilaginomycetes, Ustilaginales. Bases 1 to 2769 code for a protein of 922 amino acids.